Messenger RNA from Necator americanus (New World hookworm), 1347 nucleotides. RefSeq lists its product as uncharacterized. The record is from RefSeq and is a predicted model, not a curated record. The transcript is spliced from 14 exons. NCBI's taxonomy places the organism in Eukaryota, Metazoa, Nematoda, Chromadorea, Rhabditida, Ancylostomatidae. The coding region runs from base 1 to 1347 and encodes 448 amino acids.
AUGCAGAAGUGGCCACAAAAGAGUCCUUUGAGCGAGGAAAGCCCAUGGUGUCCCCGGUCAAUCAAUUCUUCCCAUCCCUGUCCCGCGUCAGCGCGCGUGCACCAAAGUCUGGCAGGAAUCACUUUCUCGGCUGUGCUGUUCACAAUGACAGGGAAACGACAUAGAUCUUCGGCAGGGAAGGAUAAAGAGAGUGUGAACAUGUGGUCUGGAAAGAAAAAGAAAAUUACCGCUCUCAGAGCGCAGUCAAAAUCUCCAUUCUCAUCGCAAAAUGGAAACCUUCGUCAAAAUGUCAGACGACACAAAUCAUUCUCUCCAACUCCAGAAUUGUGUACGAUGCUGCAUGCAGUUGGAAUAAGGUCGACAGCGAAGAGAAAUUUAACAAGCGAACUGUCGCCAUCUAAAACUACCUCUUCUCGGAACUGCAAGAAGUCAUUAAAAAAUGCUGAAAAAUCUAGCAAAGUAAAAGUAGAACUUCCUAUGAUUCCUUGGAGUGAGGAGCAGCCAACUGGUGCACCGAAGGUGAAAGACAACGAUGAUGAGAUUGUAUAUAACAGCCAAGAGAUGGUUACUUCGGGUCGUGACAAGGAAGAAAAGAACGAAGAGCUAGUAAUGAAAGCUAAAGAUAUUUUCCUCCUUUACGAGAGUUUGAGCGGCGAAAGAUAUAAGCACCCGGAGAAGACAGAGGAUGCACUGAGAAAUGAGUAUCGAGAACUGUUCUGCAUUGCAACAAUGUGCGAGAAGUUGAGUGAACUAAUGUCUUCAAGGUUAGAAGCAGCACGACAACUUCGGGACCAGCGUAUAGAGUCCAUGAGCCAACUAAAAGCGUUGUCUUUGCGUCUUGAAGAUUUCAUAAUGGCAAAUCUACCUACUGAAAAGUAUCUCUCUUUCGACGAUACAGCGCAACGCGACGCCCUGGAAAUCAUGAAUAUACGUUAUGAGGAGCUUUCUGACGAUAUUUUUACUGCAGAUGACGAGUUUUCGUCAAUAUUUGGGAAUGACGAUGACGGCACGAAAGAGAAAGAACAAACGCUCAGCUUGCCUGAAAAUUCUUCACUUAAUUAUGACUCUGUGGCUAAUUAUGCUGAUCUUUGCUUACAGAGCAAACUAACGGAAGUGGGCUUAAUUUAUGUAAAUGCAAUUUAUUUAAUGAUCAAGCAUUCAAAUGCGGAAAUUGCGAAGUGCCGUGGUUCAAUUGGUGAGCUUAACAGGCAGAUAGCUGUUUAUAGUUCGGAGGUCAACAGUGUCCGGGAAGAACUCGGCGAUUUAGCCUCUAUUAUUGACAGAGUUAUAGGUGUGACCCAUGUAGAAUGUUCAAAAACUUCUAUGUUCAAAUCCAGAUCCACUUGA